AUGGCGAUCGUAUCUAUAAUACACCUAAACGAUCAUUUAUUAUAUNGUCCGAAAGGAGUGGAAAAUUACAAGAUAAAUCUGCAAAUUAUAGCCAGGAAAUUUCGUGAAAUUCUUCCAGAAGAUUGCUUAGUUAUCUGGUUAACCACAUUACCGAUAUCGCAAGAUGUGAAAGGAGGAUUUCUAGUGCCAGAGUUGGAAUUCCUGAAGUUUUCACUUAGAUUUCAUGUAAUGGAAGCCAACAUAUACGCUCGAAAGGUAUUCAACAAGUAUGGUUUGGACAUAUUAGAUCUUCAUUAUCGUUUACAAAUGCAUAUACAUCAGAGGAAAAAGGACGGAAUUCAUUGGGAAGCUAAAGCAGUUAGACACAUGACCAAUUCUAUUCUAACGCACAUUUCUUUAGCUUGGAAUGUAAAGUUGCCUUCUAUAUUUAACAAGCACAUGAACGUAAAAGAUGAAAGGAACUUAGAAGAAAAGGAUAAUAAGAAAAACACUAUAGAAUAUAAUAUAAUAAGUAAGUACAAAAUUGACAGAAGAAAGAUUCCUGAUAACAAUUAACAUGGAAUUUUGAUUAAGAAUUUUUCAUAUUUGACUUGAAGUAUCAUUACAAUAUUUAACGUAAACUGUCUAAUAAUUU
Centruroides sculpturatus (bark scorpion) is the source of this 634-nucleotide messenger RNA. RefSeq names its product PC-esterase domain-containing protein 1A-like. The record is from RefSeq and is a predicted model, not a curated record. Lineage: Eukaryota; Metazoa; Arthropoda; Arachnida; Scorpiones; Buthidae. Bases 1 to 555 code for a protein of 184 amino acids. The transcript has 2 exons.